CUCUAUUUCUCUCUCUCUUUGGGGUUUGUUUGAGUACGAAUCAAACUCCAUUGAUUCUCUCUCUCUUCAUUAACCUUGCUACCACUGAUCCAUGCUGUUCUUCAGCCAUUAAAUUCCCCCAAUUAACUCAUCUCUGUUGCUUUUCCUUAAUUGCCUUUUGAUUUCUCGGCCUCAUCGUCGUCGUCGCUCUUCCAAUCACCGCCAACAUGGGUGGCGAUAAGGCUCUUAGUCUCGAAGAGAUCAAAAACGAGACUGUUGAUCUGGAGAAAGUACCGAUUGAGGAGGUUUUUGAACAGUUGAAAUGUAACCGAGAAGGUCUAAGUUCAGAUGAAGGAGCCACGAGGCUUCAAAUUUUUGGACCUAACAAAUUGGAGGAGAAAAAGGAAAGCAAAUUACUCAAGUUUCUUGGGUUUAUGUGGAAUCCUCUAUCAUGGGUCAUGGAAGCUGCAGCUAUUAUGGCAAUUGCAUUGGCUAAUGGAGGUGGAAAACCACCAGAUUGGCAAGACUUUGUCGGUAUUGUUUGCCUGCUUGUUAUCAACUCAACCAUCAGUUUUAUCGAGGAAAACAAUGCUGGAAAUGCUGCUGCUGCACUUAUGGCUGGCCUUGCCCCUAAAACCAAGGUUCUCAGGGAUGGUCGAUGGAGUGAGCAAGAAGCUUCCAUCUUGGUUCCAGGAGAUAUCAUCAGUAUCAAACUUGGAGAUAUCGUUCCUGCUGAUGCCCGUCUUCUUGAAGGUGAUCCUUUAAAGAUUGACCAAUCUGCCCUUACUGGUGAAUCUCUCCCUGUGAACAAGAAUCCUUAUGAUGAGGUGUUUUCCGGUUCAACUUGCAAGCAAGGAGAAAUUGAAGCUGUUGUUAUUGCCACUGGGGUUCACACCUUCUUUGGGAAGGCUGCACAUCUUGUGGAUAGCACCAACCAAGUUGGGCAUUUCCAACAAGUUCUCACUGCAAUUGGGAACUUCUGUAUUUGCUCCAUUGCCGUCGGAAUGUUGGUUGAGAUAGUUGUCAUGUACCCCAUCCAACACAGAGAGUACAGAAAAGGAAUUGAUAAUCUUUUGGUCCUGCUUAUUGGAGGAAUCCCAAUUGCAAUGCCUACUGUUCUUUCAGUGACCAUGGCUAUUGGAUCACAUAGGCUUUCACAGCAGGGUGCCAUUACUAAGAGAAUGACUGCAAUUGAAGAGAUGGCUGGAAUGGAUGUCCUAUGCAGUGAUAAGACAGGAACACUGACCCUUAACAAGCUUUCUGUUGAUAAAAAUUUGAUCGAGGUGUUUGCCAAAGGUGUGGAUAAGGAGCAGGUGUUGCUUUUUGCUGCAAUGGCUUCGAGGACUGAAAACCAGGAUGCUAUUGAUGCAGCCAUUGUUGGAACCCUUGCUGAUCCUAAAGAGGCACGAGCUGGCAUUAGAGAGGUCCAUUUUCUCCCAUUCAACCCUGUUGACAAGAGAACAGCUUUGACUUACAUCGAUGAGCGUGGCAACUGGCAUAGAACAAGCAAAGGUGCUCCUGAACAGAUUUUGACCCUCUGUGGCUGCAAAGAAGAUCUCAAGAAGAAAGUUCAUGCAAUGAUUGAUAAAUUUGCUGAACGUGGGUUGCGAUCUUUGGCUGUUGCAAGACAGGAAGUGCCCGAAAAAUCAAAAGACAGCCCAGGUGCUGCAUGGCAAUUUGUUGGAUUGUUGUCCCUUUUUGACCCGCCAAGGCAUGACAGUGCUGAGACCAUUCGCAGAGCUCUCAAUCUUGGUGUAAAUGUCAAGAUGAUCACUGGUGAUCAACUUGCCAUUGCCAAGGAAACUGGUAGACGGCUUGGUAUGGGAACAAACAUGUAUCCUUCUUCUUCUUUGCUUGGUGGCCACAAGGAUGCAUCGAUUGCAGCACUCCCUGUUGAAGAGUUGAUUGAGAAAGCUGAUGGAUUUGCUGGAGUUUUCCCAGAACACAAGUAUGAGAUUGUGAAGAAGUUACAAGAGAGGAAGCAUAUUUGUGGGAUGACUGGAGAUGGUGUGAAUGAUGCCCCUGCUUUGAAGAAGGCUGACAUUGGAAUUGCGGUUGCUGAUGCUACAGAUGCUGCAAGAGGUGCAUCUGACAUCGUGCUUACCGAGCCUGGGCUCAGUGUCAUCAUCAGUGCAGUGCUUACCAGUAGAGCAAUUUUCCAGAGAAUGAAGAAUUACACCAUCUAUGCUGUUUCUAUCACCAUUCGUAUUGUGUUUGGGUUUAUGUUCAUUGCUUUGAUAUGGAAGUUUGACUUCUCUCCCUUCAUGGUUCUGAUUAUUGCCAUCCUUAAUGAUGGAACAAUCAUGACAAUCUCAAAGGAUAGGGUGAAACCAUCUCCAUUACCCGAUAGCUGGAAACUAAAAGAGAUCUUUGCCACUGGCAUUGUGCUUGGAGGUUACCUAGCAUUGAUGACCGUUAUAUUCUUCUGGAUCAUGAAGGACACCAACUUCUUCUCAGACACAUUUGGUGUGAAAUCUAUCAGAAACAGUGAAGUCGAGAUGAUGGCUGCUUUAUAUCUCCAAGUCAGUAUAGUGAGCCAGGCUCUUAUUUUCGUCACCCGUUCUCGCAGCUGGUCGUUUGUUGAACGUCCUGGUCUGUUGUUGUUGGGUGCCUUCUUAGCAGCACAACUGGUUGCAACUCUAAUAGCAGUAUAUGCAGAGUGGGGAUUCGCAAGAAUCAAAGGAGUAGGGUGGGGAUGGGCCGGUGUCAUCUGGUUAUACAGUAUCGUGUUCUACUUCCCAUUGGACCUAAUGAAAUUCGCUAUUCGAUACAUCCUUAGUGGGAAAGCCUGGCUCAACUUGCUUGAAAACAAGACUGCUUUCACGACCAAGAAAGACUAUGGAAGAGAAGAGAGAGAGGCUCAAUGGGCUCUUGCUCAGAGGACGUUACACGGGCUUCAAGCACCAGAAACUUCAAACAUCUUCAAUGAAAAGAGCAGCUACAGGGAACUGUCUGAAAUCGCAGAGCAGGCCAAGAGACGCGCUGAAGUGGCAAGGCUUCGGGAGGUGCUUACGCUGAAGGGGCACGUUGAGUCGGUGGUGAAGCUGAAGGGGCUGGACAUUGACACAAUUCAACAGCAUUACACAGUGUGAGGGGGGUCUGUUUUUGUUUGUUCUUUUUAACUUAUUAUGAGACUAGUAGGUGGUCUUGGAUAAAAUGAUAUCUGAAAAGACGGGGGACAUAACCCCCCGAAACUGGUAUUUCUGAGUAUUAUUAAUUACUGCGUAUGGUUGUUUCUUUUAAAAAGCCAUGUAAAACAUUUCCCAUAACGUAGUUUCCAAUCCUUUAGAGGUUGUUGCUUUCCA
Molecule: messenger RNA, 3284 nt
Organism: Cynara cardunculus var. scolymus (artichoke)
Lineage: Eukaryota; Viridiplantae; Streptophyta; Magnoliopsida; Asterales; Asteraceae
Product: plasma membrane ATPase 4
Exons: 16
Coding region: 207-3071 (954 amino acids)
Biological process (GO): proton export across plasma membrane; regulation of intracellular pH
Cellular component (GO): plasma membrane
Molecular function (GO): P-type proton-exporting transporter activity; ATP hydrolysis activity; ATP binding
Source: RefSeq, a predicted model, not a curated record